GAGCCCUCUACGGCUAGCUAAUGUUUCUGGUGCAUAUCGUAACGCAACUCUCUGUUUCCAAGGCAUUCCAAUAUGUUCUGUUACUUCCCUCCGGUUUUCCUCACCUCUUUUGCUUCCCUUCAAAGUCUCUUCUUCCAUUUGUUUCUGACAUUUUCCUCUUCCAUUUCCCUCUCCUACAAGUCUUCUCUCUCUUUCACUCUUCUCUCUCUCUUCUCCAUCCUUAUCAACUUCUCUCCACCGCACCGACCUAUUCCUCUCUCAUCUUUCUCUCUCCUCCAUCUCUGAAGAAAAUUAAUGGCGAUUCUGCAACCGCCAAUUUCCUCUAGAAUCAUCGGAGAUAGACAACCUGGAUUUUUCAGCACUUUCAUGGCGAAACAACUCUGUGCUAAUGCGAUGUUCAUCAACACUCAAGUUUCGUCGGUUUUGAAAAGAAAUAGCGGUGGUAGUAGCAGUAAUUGUGGUGGUGCUUAUGUUAGGGUUCGGAAUUGUCCUCGUAGUCGAAAAUCAACUAAGAUUCAAUGUCGUUUUAGCUCGCCUAAUGACGGUGACAGUAUUACCGGCAAUUUUGAAGGCGAUGAUGGCGAUUACGUCAACUCUACUGUCAUUGAAGCUGUUGAGGUGAAGAAUGGAUCAGAGGGCUUUGUGAUUAAAAUGCGGGAUGGAAGAUACUUGAGAUGUGUAUAUAAUCAUCCCAAAGGGGGAUAUCCACCUGACUAUAUUUCACACCCUGCUAUUGUGUUAAAGUUGGAAGAUGGAAGCGAUAUCCUACUCCCUAUUAUUGUUUUGGACAUGCCAAGUGCUUUGUUGAUGGCUGCACUUCGCAAAGUUGAAAUGGCUAGGCCAACUGUCUAUCAAAUAGUGAAGGAAAUGAUAGAAAGAAUGGGAUAUGUGGUGAAAUAUGUUCGAGUUACGAAGAGGAUGCAGGAAGCUUAUUUUGCAGAACUUUGUGUCAUGAAAAUGGAUUGUGAGACAGAGUCUCUUUGUUUUGAUCUUCGGCCCUCUGAUGCCAUUAACAUCGCUGUGAGAUGCAAGGCCCCUGUACAAGUCAAUAAGUCCUUAGCACUCAGAGAUGGACUGAAGAUUAUUGAACCUACACAUCCUGGUUUCAGACCUCCACACUCUGAUGGAUCUUUGCUGUCGGAAAUGGAUAGACCGAAUGGGCAGCCCUGUCCUGAGAGUGAAGAAUUUGUCCUUCUACGUAACAUGUUGAUUGCUGCUGUUGAGGAACGUUAUCAUGAUGCAGCUCAAUGGAAGGAUAUGCUUAAGCAGUUCAGGUCCAGACAACAAAAGUGGACAUGACACCUUUGUGUCUCACGAAUAUAUGGACCUGAAGCUGUAGCUGGUUCAACUUGUCUGGUUCGUAGGCAAAUUAUAUGGCCUAUGGAACUGUCGUGUCAAGUUGUAAUACAAUAAUGUGUAUAGAUUUGUAUAUUACUAGAUAGAUGUACGUAGCAAAAAUUAGAAUAUAUAACUGGAUAAAUGUAAACUGUAUAAUGUAAACUGUAAAGAUCUCUAGCUUGGUGAUGGUUGCUUGUAUAUCCCCCUAAUGGCUAAAAUUAUUUGUACUUAAAUUGUAUAUCUCCCUCGACCCCCAUGAAUAAUUUACAUGUACAAUUACAGCAAUGAUAUAUUUUUUCAAA
This is a messenger RNA of Beta vulgaris subsp. vulgaris (sugar beet), 1640 nucleotides long. RefSeq names its product bifunctional nuclease 2. Gene Ontology annotation, cellular component: VCB complex; nucleus. The transcript is spliced from 10 exons. Gene Ontology annotation, biological process: protein ubiquitination. The record is from RefSeq and is a predicted model, not a curated record. NCBI's taxonomy places the organism in Eukaryota, Viridiplantae, Streptophyta, Magnoliopsida, Caryophyllales, Amaranthaceae. Gene Ontology annotation, molecular function: nuclease activity. Bases 295 to 1299 code for a protein of 334 amino acids.